AUGGCUAACUACUUUCACUACGAUCCUUCUUUUCUUGUUGCAAUUUUAUUUUUUAUAAUAUUUACUGUUUCACUAAAUGUCCAUGUUUACCAAGUUGUCACAACAAGAGUAUGGUUCUUUUUGCCGUUUUUAGCUGGGUGUGUCUUUGAAUCCAUGGCCUUCAUUUGUCGAGCUGUCAGCGCGAAAGAAGCGCCCGAUUACACGGUUGGUGUCUGUAUGGUUCAGGAUCACCUGCUGCUUCUCGGCCCGACAUGCUAUUCCGCUACGAUUUACACGCUUUUGGGUCGCUUUAUCAAGUAUCUGGAAGGGGACAAAUACGCACUCAUCAAGCCAAGAUGGUUGACCAAAAUCUUCCUCUUUGGUGAUAUCACUUCAAUUACGCUCCAGGCGUUUGACGAAGGAAAAAGCAACAAGUCGGAUGCAACCCAACACAGUUUGACCACAACUGAAGGUGCGGUAGUCGCUGGCUUGAUAGUUCAGCUUGUGUUUUUCACAAUGUUUGUUGUCGUCACAGUGUGCUUUCAUUAUAGAUUUGCCAAGAACUCACUAGUACAACCGCCCAACUGGGACAAAUUCAUGAUGGCCAUUUAUUUUGCCUGCAUACUUAUACUGGUUCGAUCCAUUUAUCGCAUGGUGGAGUAUGUUCAAGGGCCUAAUGCUGAAUUGCAGUCGACGGAGGUCUAUGUAUACGCCCUCGAUGCCAUUCCCAUGGCUAUCGUGACUACCAUUUUUCACGUUAUUCAUCCAUCGAGCUAUAUGCCAGUCCUGGACAAAACAUUGAGUAAGACAGAGAGCGAGGUAUCUUUGACAUAUGGUCGACAGCAAUGA
This is a messenger RNA of Fusarium venenatum, 828 nucleotides long. The record is from RefSeq and is a predicted model, not a curated record. NCBI's taxonomy places the organism in Eukaryota, Fungi, Ascomycota, Sordariomycetes, Hypocreales, Nectriaceae.